AUGUCUCCUGAUGCCGUGUCGUUGUUAUUUCCCGAUCGGCCUAUUCGGCCCCUGCCGAAGCGUCGACUUCGCGAGAGAUUAUCACCUGAGGUUGCCAACUCGAUCAAAUAUCCCUCCUACAUCCAUGACCACGUUCCUCUUUUCUACUACCCAUCCUACACCACGAGAGAUGAUAAUGGAACAUCAACCUUGACGACAAUUGGCUCCACUAUUCAACACCACCGUGAUGAUUCUAAGCGGAACUCUACGUUACGGCGGAAUGGAGCUGCCAUGACGGCUGUAAUCAAUGACGAAUUGCGAGGAUCGCUUGUAAUGGGACCCUCACCAAAAUUCCAGGGAAUGGUCAUACAGUCUUCAUUGACAUUGGACCCGCUUCGCCAAACGAUUGAAUUCCCACUAAUAGCGUCCACUGCUUCCUCAGUGGAUGGCUAUGAGUCUUUCGAAAACACCAAUAACAAAAAGAAACGGAAAAUCCCCACUACUGGAGACUCAAUAGCGAAUAACGGCCUUUCUUUAAGCAGCGACGUUAACGCAUUGCCGACUUCUAUACGACCUCGAUCGCCGGUGAACGAAGUACACAUUGGUAGAGCGCAGCUGCCCCCGGCAGGGCUUUCGGGAAAUACUUCCCAUGUGACAGGCAGUCAAGGAUUGUCUGGUUCUGGUAGAGGGAGACUUGGACGGUUAAGAAAUGGACGUAGCCCCUUACGAGCUUUGCCAGACGGAAGCAAUGCAUGGUCCAAUCGUUCAAAAGCUGGUUCAUCCCAAUGGGCAUCGUCUGGUCAAACCGGAAGCGGUAUUAUAUCUACUGCAAUCGCUACUGCUGAGAAGGUACCUCUACAGGGACAGGAGAAUGGAAGUCUCUUGCAACCACGCGUGGCCACAUACAGGGAAAUGCCUGCCUCUACGCAGUUCACAUUCACUUGUGAAUCACAAACACCCGGUGCUAUACAGUGGCCUGGUCGUCCCGUAGGCCAUGGCACCCCAGCCCAGUCGUUACAGCACUUACCAACUGUGGCUCCCCCGAGCCCUGGCUUACACCAGAGUGCUUCAUCGAAGCAAGCUAAUAGGCUCCCCACUGGCUCUACCAGGAAAACUCGCAGUCGCUUAGAGAGGGAACUUGUCAUAGCUGCGCGCACUCGGCGGCAGAUUGCGACAGAGAACUAUUAUCAUAGCCUCCCAGACUCAACGGAGAUUUGGAUAUGCGAGUUUUGCGAGUAUGAGCGUAUUUUUGGCGAGCCACCUCGUACUCUUAUUCGAGAUUACGAAAUUAAGGAUCGUCGACAUCGGCAGGAAGAAGCAGAUCGAAAGCGAUUACUAGAAAAGGCCAAAGCAAAAAGCAGGAAGGGGAAGAAGAACAGUAAAAUAGCCACGAAAGGUGGCCAUUCAGCCGAGCAUAUCACGGAUCAACCCCACGCAGCAGCUCGACCAUCUGAUAUUUCCCCUGCUCUAACAAAUGAACGGGGUCGCUCGACCCAUUCCGAUGACGGAUAUGAAGACGACUAUGAAGAUGAUUAUUCAGACGCACCGCCUAGACACAUGCCAGCCGUUGCGAGUACCCACGCAGAUCCUCUACCUCCCCCUCGAGCGAAAACAUAG
Molecule: messenger RNA, 1596 nt
Organism: Trichoderma virens Gv29-8
Lineage: Eukaryota; Fungi; Ascomycota; Sordariomycetes; Hypocreales; Hypocreaceae
Exons: 3
Coding region: 1-1596 (531 amino acids)
Source: RefSeq, a predicted model, not a curated record